AUGAGCUGUGCCCCUAAUUGGAUCAUACCAACAGCAAUCGACUAUGACGAAAACGGCCAGACAAUCUGGGGCAACACAGCCGCCUUGCGUCCAAAUCCUCAUGUGUGGUUUAAGCUGUUGAUCCACAGCUCCCCUGUAGUGCAGUUGAAAGAACAUAAUCUUGUUGGUGCCAUCGGGGGUACCAUGGGGCGGGAUGCUGCCGACAGGCUCAUUGGCGACUUCCUCAGGGGCCUGCAGCAAGAGCUACUGGUUCACCUCCAGAGAUACGGACCGGCGCAGAUCGAGUGGUGCUUUACGGAGCCUGGAUGCUGGAGUGAGCAGGGCCGACUCGACUUCCGCACCACAAUCCAGAAUCGUAUGUUCAUUGGACAUGCCUGCAAUGUUUCGUUUGUCACUGAGGCAGAGGCUGCGGCCGAAUACACCGCUUUUGAAGGUGCGAACAGGGGACUCAUUCAGCAAGGGGAUAUUGUAAUGGACAUUGCUAUCUUACGGGUGAACGGCAUCCACCCCUUCACCUCCCAGCCUAUUAGAGAUCCAGUCAGUUUCCGGCUCGGCGCCGUGGACAUUGAUGCCGCCUUGAUGGAGCAGGUCCGACAGGCUCACUGGAGAGGUAAUAAUGGCCUGCGAAGGGGAGCUGCUGCUACUCUGGCUCGGCGUGAGGUCAGCCGGGCCAAGGAGAACUUUACCGGUCGACUUGGGAACGUGAUUCCUGAAGUUGAGCUUCAGGACCCUGAAGGCAGGCAAAUUGUGCACCAAUUCACCCGCGAUGAUUUGAUAGGGGCGUUUGGUCCGACUAAAGACGGAAUAGUUGAUAUGAUUCUCCAACAAAUCUCGUUGACAGGACCCAAAAUCACAAAAGUGGUCCUUGUCGGGGGUUUGGGAAAAUCAGAAUACCUUCGCUCCCAAGUUCGCCAUGCGCUCGAUGACGUCUACGUGAACACGCCGCCUAAGUUAGUGGAUGCUUUGCCAGACACCAUCAGAAGUGCAGUUGCACAAGGGGCAUUGUUACGUGCGAAAAGGGAGCCUGAAGUGCGGUGGUUUGAAUGUCUCUCCCAGUACGAAUUGUGCUUUCCGUCUGUUGACGUGUAUGGCGACGGUAUGCCAGACAAAGUUCUUACCAAUACGAUUAUUGCAAGAGGACGCAGAGACGUGCCUGCGAGAGGGUCUUUUAAACCCCCUGAGAGGAUGCGCUUGGUACCCCAGCGGAUGGAGGACCGUUUUCUUCAGAUUCGCAUUGUACGACAAGCGGAAACUUUAACAGCCGUCAAACGAGUCAAGAUCCCCGCAAACGUACCAAUCAACUGGGUCAAUUUUGGUCAAGGGAGGGUUCAUGAAUACCGCCUGAAAGUAUUCUGGUCCAUUCAUCUGGGAUCGGCAAUGUUCAUCCACUGGAGAAUUUGCAUAGUGGAUGGUCAGGACCGGAUAGAAACUGAGUUAGCUGAGUUUUUUCAUGAGGUGUCUCCCCAAGACUUGAUCCCCGUCGUGAACGGCUAG
Messenger RNA from Aspergillus eucalypticola CBS 122712, 1494 nucleotides. Its product is annotated as Hsp70 family protein. NCBI's taxonomy places the organism in Eukaryota, Fungi, Ascomycota, Eurotiomycetes, Eurotiales, Aspergillaceae. The coding region runs from base 1 to 1494 and encodes 497 amino acids. The transcript is spliced from 8 exons. The record is from RefSeq and is a predicted model, not a curated record.